AUGAAGACUUCAUUUGCCGCCCUUGCUCUCGCUCUCUCUGGCUCUGCCGUGGGUGCCCCGUUCUCUAACGGCACUCACAUUGCAUCCAACUCUUUGUUGACUCCUGUUCAUCUGUCGACCAAGCCGCCUCUCCCCAGCAUUUUCGCUGCCUCCAGCACUGCGGGGCCAUCGUCCUCUGCCAAUCCGUCUUCUGGAUCUAAGCCCCUGACCUUGGCGCCUAUCCCCAGCGGAAGUGGUGUGAAGCGCGGAGAGGCCACCUCCAUCCCGACCGACCUCCCGUCGCUGGCUUCUGAUGCACAGUCCGUGGCGGCGGCCCUCGCUUCUCUCGGUGCUGGCUCCCAGAAGCGCGGCGAGUCUCUAUCGAUUCCGACCGACCUUCCGUCCCUAUUGGAAGAUGCCCAGUCCGUCGGUAGCGCUGUUGCCUCUGCGGGUGCACAAAAGCGCGGCGAGGCGCUUUCUAUCCCCACCGAUCUCCCCUCGUUGGUUUCCGAUGCUCAGUCGGCCGCCGCUGCGCUUGCCUCCGCUGGAGCCCAGAAGCGUGGAGAAUCUUUGUCGAUCCCCACAGAUCUUCCCUCCCUGCUGGAAGAUGCGCAAUCCAUUGGUAGCGCUAUCGCAUCUGCCGGUGUUCAGAAGCGCGGCGAGUCUCCAUCGAUUCCCACCGACCUUCCGUCCCUGCUAGAAGAUGCCCAGUCCAUCGGCAGUGCUAUUGCCUCUGGGGGUGCCCAGAAACGCGCCGCCGAGACCCUUCCUCUCUUGACUCCCACUGGUACUUUCACCCCUACCGCCUCCUUUGGAACUGGCUUCCCUAAGCCUUUCAGCGGUCUUUUCGCUUCCUCUUCCGGCGUUGCUUCUUCUUCCGGCUCUGCUUCUUCGUCCGGUAUUACAUCGUCAUCUACUAUCCUCUGA
Penicillium verrucosum is the source of this 906-nucleotide messenger RNA. RefSeq lists its product as uncharacterized. The coding region runs from base 1 to 906 and encodes 301 amino acids. Lineage: Eukaryota; Fungi; Ascomycota; Eurotiomycetes; Eurotiales; Aspergillaceae. The transcript has a single exon. The record is from RefSeq and is a predicted model, not a curated record.